AUGUCGUCGUCGCCACCGCUGUUGCCUCGCGGGGCGGAGGAGGAGGAGGAUGGGGGCGCCAGGAGCGACGGCGCCGGGAGCGGCGGCGGCGGCGGCGGCACGGUGUUCAGCUACGGGGAGGCGGGGUACUGGGACGCGCGCUACGUGGAGGAGGGCGGCGCGCCCUACGACUGGUACCAGCGCUACGCCGCGCUGCGCCCCUUCGUCCGCCGCUUCGUGCCACCGGCCUCGCGCCUCCUCAUGAUCGGCUGCGGCUCCGCGCUUAUGUCAGAGGAUAUGGCCGCUGAUGGCUACAUGGAGAUAAUAAACAUUGACAUUUCUUCGGUUUUAAUUGAGAUGAUGAGGAAGAAGUACUUCGAUCUUCCACAGCUACAAUACAUGCAAAUGGAUGUUAGGGAUAUGAGUAAAUUCUCUGACGAAUCGUUUGAUUGUGCCAUUGAUAAAGGUACUCUGGACUCUUUGAUGUGUGGUGUGGAGGCUCCUCUCAGCGCAGCUCAGAUGGUCCUGGAAGUGGACAGGCUACUUAAACCAGGGGGAGUCUUUAUGUUGAUAACUUAUGGUGAUCCAUCAGCGCGAAUUCCUCACCUGAACCAACCAGUAUGCAGUUGGAAAAUUGUACUGUACAUUCUGCCAAGACCUGGAUUCAAGGGAAACAUAAGAAGAUCUGUCUUCGACCCUGUUCCACUGACUGAGAGUGGUAGAUUGCCUGAGGGCUUUGUUCUGGAGGAUCCUGACUCUCAUUAUAUUUAUGUCUGCAAAAAGGGCCAAGAAUUAACAGGGAUAGAUUCUCCAACCUUAAGCCACUUGAAGUUGCAAGAUUCCGAGUGA
Molecule: messenger RNA, 828 nt
Organism: Triticum turgidum subsp. durum (durum wheat)
Lineage: Eukaryota; Viridiplantae; Streptophyta; Magnoliopsida; Poales; Poaceae
Source: the annotation of a GenBank genome assembly